Dermochelys coriacea (leatherback sea turtle) is the source of this 3233-nucleotide messenger RNA. It is a transcript of the gene NPPC, whose product is annotated as natriuretic peptide C. NCBI's taxonomy places the organism in Eukaryota, Metazoa, Chordata, Testudines, Dermochelyidae. The transcript is spliced from 3 exons. Bases 129 to 506 code for a protein of 125 amino acids. Gene Ontology annotation, molecular function: hormone receptor binding; hormone activity. Gene Ontology annotation, cellular component: extracellular region. Gene Ontology annotation, biological process: cGMP biosynthetic process; receptor guanylyl cyclase signaling pathway. The record is from RefSeq and is a predicted model, not a curated record.
GCUCCGCACUUGCGAGGAGGCAGCCGGGACCGACUCGCAGCGCGGAACUUUGGCCCGGGUUUUGCGGUGACUCCCUCUCCCAGCGGGGCCGCGGCGACCUCCGAGCCCCCCGGGCCCUGCCCCCCAGGAUGCGGAUCUCACACUUCCUGGCUUGCGGACUUUCACUGGCUCUGCUGUCUGUCAGGCUGGAGGCGAGACCGGCGGCUCAGCCCCAGCAGAAGCCCCCCCGGAGCACGCCGGGACACGAGCUGACGGAGAGCCCGGCCGCGGGCCGCGAGCGAGGGGAGACGGCGGGCGGCGGAGGCGGCGGCCGCGGCCGGGGCUCGGACUCGCGGCUGCUGCGGGAGCUGCGCGUGGACACCAAGUCCCGGGCCGCCUGGGCCCGGCUGCUGCGCGACUACCCCGGCACGCGGCGGCACAAGGGCGUCAGCAAGAAGGGCCUGUCCAAGGGCUGCUUCGGCCUCAAGCUGGACCGGAUCGGCUCCAUGAGCGGCCUGGGCUGCUAGAGCGGCGACCCCUGGCGGCGGGCUUUGAAUACAUUUCCCCCCCCCAUGGUCAUGUCUGGCCACUCCCCAACCGACACCUAGAGGAGCAGAGAACACCGGAAAUGGGACAGACGACGUGGUUGUGUUUUUCUUUUCGGUACGAGGAGUCAUGGCACCAGCUGUUUCGGUUUUCUUAUUUUUUUAAGAUUAAAAAAUUCUCUCUAUCAUAUUCUAUACAAACAUCACCAGGACAAAGGACAGUGCUUUUCCAAAAGACUGAUGAAGCCAGCUGUAUAACAUUGCUGUUUGAAAAUCCAUGUCAUGCAUAAAUGUAUUUAUGUUGUAAAGCUAUUUAUAUAUUGUUUAUAAAGAGAUAUUUAUAAAAAUUUUAUUUAUGUAACUAAAUGAAAGGAGUCGAGCAGUGUAACUUUUUUUCCCCAAAUAGUUGAAAAAUGUGUAUAAAAAGAAAGAAAUAUGUAUCAUUCCAUGUGGCAUUUUGUAACCUGUCUUCAUUUAUUGGAUUUAGUCACAUUUUUUAAAGUGCCAGAUUAAUUCAUUUUAACAGCAGAGAAGCAAUAUAUUCUUUUUAAGAGCGGAGAGCGAGCAAGUGAUUUGCACUUUAGCCUUUGCCCCCUCAUGCAGGGUGCUCAGUGAGGAAAUAAUUAUGGCUCUGAUCCUGAAAUCAUUUAAUCAGGGCCCAAUCCUGUUGUGAACUCUCAGCAGUAUCAUUCCCGUGCUUGGGUGCAGCUGCAUUAACCUCUGAAUUUGUGCAGGGCCCACCCUUGAGGAGUUUAUCACAGAACUGGGGCCUCAGGCAACUUACGCAGGGGGCCAGAUCCUGAUCAAUGUAAAUCUGGAGUAAGUCCAUCACUUUCGAUUGAUUUACUCUGGGUUUACACUGGGUAACAGAGCAGACUAUGGCCUAUUGAUUUAAAUAGGUAUUUUGCCUCCCUAUGGUCUGUAGGAUGGAGCCCUUAGUUCAUUAAAUAAUUUGAUAUACUCCAUAGGCAGAUAACAACUGAGUAAAGAGCAGGACCCAACACCCACUGAAACGGAUGGAAAGCCUGAAAUGGGCUUUGGAUCAGGCCCAUUAGUAUUAGUGGGAAAAAGACCCUGGGUGCUGGGUGGUCACUGUUAUUCUAAAAUCAAGUUGAUUAUUAAGUGGCUUGUUGAUAUUCCCUUUCUCGAGCAGAUUUGUUUCACUGUGCUUAAGACAACAAGCAGACAGACUAAUACACGGAGUGCAGCCUGCUAAGGAUUCAUGACACAGGUGUUGCUACAACUUCUUGCUCUGUAAAGUGCAUGAAAUUCUAGAGCAUUAGAAUGACUCUGAGCUUUAAAGAAAAUAUAAAGAGGACCAAAAAAACCCCAAGCAUAGAUCCUCCAGAGAAGUUCCUUGGCCUCAAUCUUCAAAGAAGCUUUAGAGAGGAGCAGCAGGUUCACAGCCAUGAGUUUCAGCCAGGCCCAGUGACUGCUCUGACCCAGGUAGUAAUGGACCAUGGGCAAAAAGAGGGUCAGCAGACUCAGAGCUAUGGAGACCUACAGGCAGAGCGAUCCCUCUCCUCAGCCACAGUUUGGCCGGGGGUCACAGAGACCCACAGACAGGGUGAUGCCUUUCCUUGUCAGCAGUCAGAGAACUAUGGAAACCUACAGCCAGACCCCUCACUGUAGAAAACAGCUGGCUUGUUGAUCUGCUAAGCUUGGAGGAUUUUGCCUGUACAUGUGACAGCUCAGUCAGCAGGAUACCAAUGAUCCACGGGACACUUCUGACUUUGUAAGAGCAAACAGCAACCACGUACCCAACAAGAAGAUAGUCAGCAUCUGUCCUAAGACAGAGUCUGGCUGGAGGGGGAACAUCUGUGUCUGAAAGCCCUUCUAAGACAUUGCUGAUUGGGAACCACCACAACCGCAUAGCAACCUCACCAUAGAGUUUUCUGUGUAAUCACAAAUUUGCUGCUAUGUUACCUGCAUCUCUGCCUUUGUAGACUACAUCCAGGUACUGCAGCUCCCAAUGUACAGUCUGCAGCCCCUGUGGCUUUCCAGGAAAGAGGGGACCUGCCCAAUGCCCUCCUAAGAGACUCCCUGUUAGAGGAGGAUAUAUUAAACCAUACUUCUCACACCAAGACAGCAAAUCCCAGGGAAAGCAAGGAACGAACCUGUUAACAGAAUGAAGCCCCACUCAGAGUACCAGGGAAGGACAGGGUGAUAGACCAGGAUGGAUGGUGGUACUCAUCCAUUCCAGGAACAGGCUUACUGUGUGUGAAGCUAAAAUAGAGACUGUCCAAUAGCAGGGCCCUGGCUGGGAAUGGGAUACGGUUCCCUUGCACCGUUAGGUUAUUGCUUCAAAUCUAGGGACUAAAAUGGCACCACCUGAUAGCUGUUGGGUGGCCUUCCAUGAAAUGAGCUGGUGGACUUCAGCCAACAUCCCAGCAGACAGGAGGUUCGCAGCACAAAAUCCGUUACCCCAACUGGAACUCACAGACCCUACUGUUUGCUGCCUCAGCAGAGAGGCCCAGGGUUAAGUGCACCUGGGAGACUGGAGUCCCCUCUCCCGCAAAGCCAUGGCUCCUUCAGAAUGGGGCAUGAAGCAUGCCCUGCUGGGGGUGUGGCACACCCGCUACUGCCCAGGCUGUACAUGUUCAUAGAUUCAUAGAUACUAAGGUCAGAAGGGACCAUUCUGAUCAUCUAGACUGACCUCCUGCACAACGCAGGCCACAGAAUCUCACUCACCCACUCCUGCGAAAAACC